AAAGAGUGUUAUUCUCACGCACCGUCAAUUUGCGCAAGUUGCAGUUUUGACUUUGUUUAUUUAUGUUUUAUUGAUUAAAAUCGGAGGAAAGAAAUGGAAUAAGAGAAUAUAUUUUAGAGCAAUGAAUGGUGACUGAUUAGCACUAAGCAAAAUGAAUCCAAACAACAGGCAAAAGGCUCUUGUCAAUGUGCCUCGUACACUGAGACCAAAGGCUGUGCCAGUGAGUCCCAUAAAAUCUCCACUGGGAAAUAUAGUUCCACAAGUGGCUGUCCCAAUGAUGAAUCCACAAGGUCAAGGACAAGUAAUUUCAAGAGGGAAUAUUGUACCUCAAGUGUUCCAUGGUACAUCAAUAUCCCAAACAAUGCCUACCACACAACCUAGAUUAACUGCCCAGGCCCUGUUCCCGCAGACUGGAGUUAUUACACAGAUGCCUUUGUCUCAGCCAAGAAUGGCUACUCCAUAUCCACAAAGUGGCAUUGUCUCCCAGAGUUUAACUGGACAACAGACCAGAAUGAACAUACAGCCACUAUAUCAACAGACUGUGUCAGUUUCACAAUCUGGCCUUAGAGCCCAGCCUACAAUUACUGCUCAAGCUCUUUACCGACAUGUUGGCCCUUUGUCACAGAAUCGUUCUGCAACCCCGCAACAAAUAGGUGCUCAGAUAGUUUAUCCACAGACUGUUCAAAUUGGUAGUCAGAUGCCCUCAGUUCAGAAUAGAGUUUCCAUGGUACAAAACGCUGGUUGUGUGGUGCAGAACAGUGUUUCAGGGGUACGAAGCUCACUAUCAGUCGUACAAAACAAAGUGGCCAUGGUACCAAACACCGCCUCUGUGGUUCGCAACACAGUUCCUGUAGUACAUAGCAAUGUCCCAAUGAUUAUGUCAGCUUCACCAGUAUUUCAAAACAUCAGUUUCCAACCGGGCGGACAGCUUGCGUACCCGUCACAGAUGAACGCCCAGGGUCAACCAAGACCACAAUUUGUUUAUCCAGAUCUGAUGGCUACUAAGGUUCCAUCAUCUGUCUUAAGCCCAGUCAUCUCUACUGCCACAAACCCUUUCCAGCAGAAAACUUUCUCUGUCGCAAAUCAAUUAAGUAUUAAUCAAGUGUUCACCCAGCCGCUGAUGCAGCAUAAUGUUGUUCCAAGGUUAGUUCAAAUGAAUCCAGUUCAGAGUAUGGUACAAAACCAGCUAUUGCCUACAGUGGCUCCUGAAAUUCAAAAAGAUGAUGGUUUGAAUGUGACAGGGGAAACUGAAGGUUCGAUAUUGGCAAAGCAGGAUAUCUUGGAUAGUGACAGUAAAGUUAAAUCUGGCGAUCAAGAAAAUGAAUCAGAAUCUGUAAAAAUGUCUGAACCUACAGGAUUAGAGCCCCUUGCCGAGAAUGUUACUGAAAUCAGUGAAGGAUCAAAGACUGACAGCGUUACAAAUGAAUACACUGAAAUGACUCUUGAAGAUAAUCUUAUAUCAGAUGCCCAAUUAGGAAUUAGACUAUUUGAUAAAAAAGUAGGCAUAGAGGAAACAUUGCUGUUGUCUAGUGAGCAGAAUUCACCAAUGGUGAUAGAUAAUGCUACAUCAGACUCCAGGGAAUCAUCCAGUAUGUCUAAUAUGGUUAAUACAAGUGACAUUGAGGAGUUGCUGCUGUUUCCGUCAUCAUUUGACACAGAGUCCUCGCAGAAUUCUCAAGCAUCUUUGGAUUUCACAAAUUCGAAUUUAAAGAAUACAGAAGAGUUAUCGGAAGGAGGAGACCAGGAAUCAAGGCAAGACGGCUUGGAACAGCAACAUUAUACAUCAGUGCAAGAUCAGACUCAUUCUGAAGACAGUGUUGAACCUUAUUUGGAGAUUCAACCUUUGACAUCUGAUUCCGAAGAUUCCAUUGAAGCACUGAUUGAAACUGAUGAAGAUGAUGUAAAAGAUGCUGAAAUUCCUGACCACACUACAAAUAAUACAGUCAGUGACCCUGAGGCAAGCAAUGAUGCUCUGUCGCAAAAUAUUUCUGAAAGUGGGGAUCAAGUUUUUGAACCAAUGGACGAGGGUUUGGAACAAAAUAGUCGAAGAAAGAUGGAAGAGGUGAAAGAUACCGAAAGUAUACAUUCCAAUGUAGAAAUGAAAAUGGACGGUUCUGUAAUGGCGGAUACAGGUAGUCAGCCUAGUAGUUCGGAGGAUAGCCAAGACGCGGCUACAGCUUCCGACAUGUACGAUAUAUACACUGACGAUAGUAAUAGUAUAACUUGGGAAAAUUUUCAUCAUACUGUGUUAAAGUUAAAGGCCACUAACAUCAAAGACAAAGCACCUGUUACUUUCACAUCACUUAAAGAAAGUUCUUUGGACAAUACCCCGUCCAGCUGUGAUAUAGUGAGUAGUGAGCCCACGUGUACAGAUGUAGACGCUGAUAACGAAACAGCUCAGUUUAAAGAUGAUACAGCUCAUGAACAAAGCUUUGAAGGAGAAGAUGAGGAGCCAGAAUUUGUUUGGGAAGAUUAUCUUCAGCAGACUGGAACUACUGCAGUCCCUCCCACAGCCUUCAAACAUGUUGAAUGUAGUCUACAGAGUGGUUUUAUCAGAGGCAUGAAACUGGAAGUUCCUAACAAAUCUGAUCCCUCUACAUUCUGGGUAGCCUCGGUUCUCAUGACAUGUGGGCCGUUGUUAAGGUUACGAUACGACGGGUACGGCGAGGAGAGUUCCGGAGACUUCUGGUGCGAUUUGAACACUACAGAUAUACAUCCGAUAGGCUGGUCGGCCCAGAAUGGAAAAAAUCUACAACCACCAGAUGAUAUUCGGGACAGAGUUAGUGAUUGGAGAGUAUUUCUGCUAGAGUCACUAACAGGGGCCAGAACUGCACCUUCAUAUUUCUUUGAAAAGGGUACUGGGUGCAGUCCAGUUGACCAGUUGAAUUGCGGUAUGAGACUUGAACUUCAGGAUAUACUGAACCCUCUACAUGUCUGGCUGGUCCAGAUCUUAGAGAAUGUAGGAGGAAGGUUGUACCUGAGGCUUGAAAGCACCCAGUCUGCCUCCAAACAUUUUUGGAUGUUUUACUUAGACCCAAGACUUCAUCCUGUUGGCUGGGCCAGUGAGCAUGGAUGUGUCUACAAACCUCCACAAGAUAUAUGUGAUGAACAAACAGAUGAAAACUGGUCAGAGAUUCUACAGGCAGCUCUAAAAGAGUGUGAGGAGGAUGGUGUACCCGAGGAUGUGUUUAAGGAUCAACAAAUAUUGAAGACUCAUCAGUUUGCUGUUGGGAUGAAACUUGAAGCGUUAAAUCCAGGAAUGAAUACGAUCGGUCCUGCCACCGUAACCAAGGUGAUCAACAAGUACUACUUCAUUGUUGAGAUGGACGAUGUGAGGAUCGAACAUGAGAACAUACAGAUCUGCUGUAACUCCGAGUAUCUGGGAAUAUUUCCUAUCUCAUGGUGUCAGUGUAAAGGAAUUCGUCUAAGUCCACCUAUUGGUUGGAGUGGUGGAGAUUUUGUUUGGGGAGAGUAUUUGUCAAUGUGUAAUGCUAAAGCUGCUCCAGAGAAGUUGUUUCACUCUGGAACAGAGGAUCAUGAGUUUGAGAGAGGUAUGAAAUUAGAGGCCGUCAACCCCAACAAUCACAAUCAGAUAUGUGCUGCCACCAUCACCAAGAUCGUUGGUCCGUUGCUAUGGAUACAUUUAGAUCAUAUGAGAGACAUUCCUAGUCAUAUAGAAGACAUAGACUCACACAAUCUGUUCCCUGUUGGGUGGUGUGAGAGUAAUAACUAUCAGCUUAAACCACCGAUAAAGGCGAAAAAGAGACAAAGACGCAUGUCAGAACGUAGAACAGAAGAAGUUUAUCGCUCAAUAACAUCUAGUCAGACAAAAGGUGCCUGGUGCCCAACAAUCUACUUCAAUCACAGAUGUUUCUCUGGUCCGUAUUUAAGCAAAGGUCGUAUAUCAGAUUUACCGAAGCAUGUUGGUCCAGGGCCGAUGGAUCUUGUUCUAAGAGAGGUAUUAAGUUUGUUAGUGAGUAUAGCAUACGUGCCUUGUAGAGCAUUGAAAGAGAUCCAACAAGAAGGACCAUUCAACCCGAGUAUGAAGGCACACAUUCUGAAAGCAAAGUAUAAGGGAAAGAAGUACAAGGCAGUUGUGGAGGUAUGUCAGACUGAGUCACAGUUGGAAGAUUUCUGUAGAAACACGUGCAUUAAGCUGGAAUGCUGCCCGUACCUGUUCAGUCCUGUACAAGUGCGUAACAACUGCCCUGAAAACUGUCAACAGCUGACAAAAACUAAAUCAAAUCCAAACUAUGGAAAGAAGAGAAAAUUCAGCAACUUAAUCAGUGUGAGGUCGUCCACAUAUUCUGAUGACCGAAGCAGGGAACCGAAGAAACGAGGGCGUAAGAAGAAACGAUUCUUAUAUAUACAGAAGAAAGGUCAAGGUCAGAGGCAGUACGAUGCUAAUGGUGAUCUGUUGAAAGAUGAAGGCUUCAUUGAUUAUGAUGAUGAAGAUG
Molecule: messenger RNA, 4457 nt
Organism: Ruditapes philippinarum (Manila clam)
Lineage: Eukaryota; Metazoa; Mollusca; Bivalvia; Venerida; Veneridae
Product: scm-like with four MBT domains protein 1
Biological process (GO): regulation of DNA-templated transcription
Cellular component (GO): nucleus
Molecular function (GO): protein binding
Source: RefSeq, a predicted model, not a curated record